AACUCAACUAUUGGUCCGUUGGUGUGUUAACGGGUUACCGGUGUUAGCUGACUAAUUGUAGAGUAGCUAUGGUUUCAGCUUCGAAGGUUAAAGAGCACAGCUCGUGAAAACGGAUUAGACCUGAAUAAUCUGUAAAAAGAAGCAAGGGUGUUUACGUAAAAGGAUUACAGUAUGACAGUUUAUUAUGUAACAAGCGUAUUUUUGUGUUUGUUAUUGCUUUUCUUACAGACAAAGGCAGAAUGGAACACGAAAGAUUACAUGAAAAGAGAACAUUCUCUAAUAAAACCCUAUCAAGGUGCUGGAAUGACCAUACCGUACUGGGAUUUUAUGGGAAGUACAAUGGUGACAAACAAUUAUGUUAGGCUCACACCGGAUUCUCAGAGUAAACAAGGACAAUUGUGGAAUUCCGUGCCUUGCAGUGUUCGUAACUGGGAGCUACAAGUACACUUUAAGGUCCAUGGAAAAGGCAAAGAGCUGUAUGGAGAUGGAUUUGUUAUCUGGUAUGCAAAGGAUCGCAUGGUUGCUGGUGCAGUUUUUGGCAAUAUGGACUAUUUUCAAGGAUUAGCAGUCAUCCUUGACACCUACAGCAACCACAAUGGACCACACAAUCAUCAGCACCCAUAUAUUUCAGCAAUGAUAAACAACGGGUCAUUGCAUUAUGAUCAUGACCGGGAUGGCACACAUACGCAACUGGCAGGCUGCGAAGCAAAAUUUCGUAAUCUUGACCACGACACACACAUCGCCAUCCGUUACGAGAGGGAUACUCUGACUGUCUCAACUGAUAUUGAGAACAAGGCAGCUUGGAAGGAGUGCCUGUCUGUACAAGGAGUUCGGUUGCCAACAGGUUAUUAUUUUGGUAUGACUGCAGCAACAGGUGAUCUCUCAGACAUUCAUGACAUUAUGUCUGUCAGGCUGUAUGAAUUAGAUUUGCCAGAUGAUCCAAAAGAGGAAGAGGAUCGUUCUCAAAUAUCACCAUCAGCGGCAUUUUUUGAAUCACCAAGAGAUCACGUGGAAGAUCCAAAGCCAUCAUCACUAAGUGGGAUUAAGAUAUUUUUGUUGAUGUUGGUUGGGACACUUGCUGUCAUUGCUUGUGUCGUCAUUGGAAUCAUGUUCUACCAGAAGCAUCAAGAAAAUUCUCGUAAAAGAUUUUAUUGAUUUGUGGAAUAUUGAAAGCCUGAACAUAAAGGUGGUAUAAACCCAGUUCUCAGAAUUCAUUAUGGUAAGGUUAUCAAAAUGUGGCAUACUUGUAAUAUCUCGAUUCGCAGCAGUAUGGUGAUUAUGAAAUAAGUGCACUUCAUUUUUCAUUUUUAUGUGUGACAUGUUCAUGUAGCCGUUGAGGUGUUUUCAUUAUACUCCCAAGCCUUUUCCUGUCAUUUCUGAAUUUUGGUAUGUCUUUUGUAAUGAUAUAGGCGAUACGGAUCAAAGACUUUCGAACACAUUCAAGAUUAGAUUACAUUUUAUGAGUUGCCACUGCAAGAGUGGGUUUUAUUUGAUUUUUUUUUAAAUCCGUAGAGAAGCGAAACAAAUUGUGACCUUCGUAUCGGUAGUUCUUGAAACAUGGAAAAGCACAAGAUAGAGAAUUGCAUCUUGUAUGAAUAAAGGAGAAAUGAAGAAGGUUGCUGUCCCCUGGGACAUGAUGCUGUAUAGUCUGGCAGAAAUUUAUCAAUAUUUCAGAGCAGCCUGCUGCUUCCAUCUUCAGAGUAGAAUAUCCUGAAGGUGCAGGCAACAGGCUUCUCUGAUACAUGGGUAAAUUUUUACCAGACUACAAGUGUGACAACUCAGAUGACAGUAAUUUUUCUUUCACCACUUUGAAAACUUCAAAUCCUACUAGCAGAAAUCAAGUAAAGUGUGGCAUCAUACUUUUAUAGAAGUUAACAUUUUUAUAGAAGAAAUGUAGCACCUUAUAAUGGGAAAUGUGACCAAGUAAAAGUUGUGUUACACGCAGCGUUCUACAUAUGCAGAAUUUGGAGCUAUUUAUUGAAGAAGUGUAGCACCUUAUAUGGGAAAAUCUAGCCAUUCAUCGACAUCAUAAUUAUACAGAACUUGGCACUGAAAUGUAAUACCAUAUGGCAGAAAAAGUUGCCAUGCAGAAAUCAAAUUACCUAUGAUACCGUACUGCUUCAGAACUUAGCACUGUUGUUGAAGAAGUUUUAACACCUUGUGCUGGAAAAUGAUGGUUGAAGAUUAUAGCAGUGUUUUGAAUUUUAUUCUUAUGUGAAAGAAGUGCAGGAAUUUUUUUAAUGUUGACUUAAUAGUUUUGCUGUAUUUUGUGAAUGUAUGUUGGGCCAGGCAGAAGUUGUUAAUGGCCUUGAAGAGACUGAUGAAACUAUUCCUACAAAUGCAGUAAUAUUUACUUAGAGCCUUCGUAUGUGCUGAGGAUACCGUAUUGAUUUUAUUCAAAAUGUCUGGAAGAAGUGUGCAUCUUCCCAUCCGAUAUGGAAGCUGCUGUCUACUAAUUGUCUGUGUAACAGUUUGUUUUGUGCCAAAUAUGAAUUUUGCAAGUUCAGUAUGUUCUGAGACACUGGCAUGUAGGAAGUGGUCUUUUUGUUAAUACCACACUUAAUGUUCAGAUACGUGGGCCAUGUAAUAUCCAUGUUACACAUGCUGAAGUAUUUGGUGUAGAGUUUGUGUACUGUUUGGAUUCUGACUGUAUUCAUGCAACAUUCAAAGUUUGUAUUAUAUUCACUUUUUGUCUUCAGUGUUGUAAUAAAUAUUGAGAAGUAGGUGAUCUGAUCAACUUAUUUGUACAUUUGUAUACAGUAGUGAUCCAAUUGCUGUUUGUAAAAGAGAAGAUGAAUGUGAUAUGUGUGUGUGUUUUAUGUGCAUUUUAUGUUAUACAGAGUAAGUUGCAGUAGCUAAUGUAUUGUAUGUAAAUGUAGGAUAUUUGAUAGUGUCAAAAGUCAUGAGUAGAAAUUUACUACAUUCAGGUUGGGAUGGCAAGUUUCCUGCCUCUGUGGUUCUUGCAGUCACCAGUGUGAUGUCAUGAAACUGAUUUUAGCCCUGCAACACAUAUGAAAGGUUAUCAAUUUAUUUUUUUUUUUUCCAUCAGAAUUUUAUACAUGUCAGGAAAUUAUGGCUGUGUAAACAGUUGACAUGUUAGGCAUCAAGACAAAUUACUGUGGUUAUAAGGAGACUCAAAGGGAAAGAUUUGGUGUUUUCAAAGCAUUUGUAAUAUAGAUGACAGCCUUUUAGGUUGUGACACUGUGAUUGAGGUUUUCUGUGGUCUUCCUUAUCCCUAAAGCAAACUUCUGGGAUAGUACCUCAGUUAGGCCAUGACUGUUUCCUUCAGUAUCCUUUCCAAUUCCUCAUUUAUCCUACCAUUUGAUGCCAUAGAGUUGAUGACAGCAUCAUAAGAUAAAUCAUAAUAAGCGGGUACUGCAAAUGGGCUGACCAAAAGUAAGUGGGCAUAAAAUUUGUUAGGAUGUGUAUGUCUUUGUGUAAGUGUGUAAUUUUAUUCACAUAAACUUAACCAAUGAUGUCAUUCCUUUUCAUUGCCUUUCUGUACAAUUCUGUGUUGGAGAAGAGAGUCAGUGGCAUAGCUUUGUUGAAUCUCUGCAGCUUAGAGUAAGAUUUGUGGUCUGAAGUUAGACAUCCAGAUGUCAGAAUUUUUUUUAGGCAUAUCUUGUGUUGGUUAGUGUUUAAUAAAUAAUCUAUAUAAUUUUUUCCCACCAUUUUCACUGUCACUGAUGCUACUAAGUGCCUUUUAAAAAAAUAUAUAACUGAUUCAAGACAUGAGAAUUGUUUUCCUGAAAUUUGAUUUAAGUAAUAAUUUAAGAAUUUGGCAUCCCAAAAGAGAAAAGGUAUUUUUAGGAAGUGGAUUUUAGUAAUGUCUUACAUAUCUUUAAGGUUGCAUCAUCAUCGCCAUAAUAAUAACAGCAGCAGCUGGAAUAAUUCAAUUCAAUUCAAUUCUUUAUUA
Cryptotermes secundus is the source of this 3916-nucleotide messenger RNA. Its product is annotated as vesicular integral-membrane protein VIP36. The transcript is spliced from 7 exons. The coding region runs from base 172 to 1155 and encodes 327 amino acids. Gene Ontology annotation, cellular component: Golgi membrane; endoplasmic reticulum membrane; endoplasmic reticulum-Golgi intermediate compartment. Gene Ontology annotation, biological process: endoplasmic reticulum to Golgi vesicle-mediated transport; Golgi organization; endoplasmic reticulum organization. Gene Ontology annotation, molecular function: D-mannose binding. NCBI's taxonomy places the organism in Eukaryota, Metazoa, Arthropoda, Insecta, Blattodea, Kalotermitidae. The record is from RefSeq and is a predicted model, not a curated record.